UCUGUAGAUAGACAUUAUGUAUAAGCACCGACUCGUAGGUACCUGAUUGUAAUUUGACAGUUAAAAAGAAAAAUGAAGCUAUAUUCUUUUCUUUUAAACAGUAUGUGGCUACUGGUUUACGCAUUCUUGACGGGAACGUUAGUAUCUGGAACGUUAGACUACACCCUGAACGAGCAAAAUGAGCUGGAUGUUUAUUAUAACGGAAUUCACUUAAUCAAGCAUUCUGACGAAUCUCCCUUUUUGUACCUUGGAUCUGGAAAGUUAGCAUUCAAGUCGCACCAUGGCAAUUUUGAAAUCUCUGAUUAUGUCGAAGAACGCAUUGGGCUUAAUGAUGUUAUGGUUCAGUAUGAAGAGCCGGACGAGAUAGAAAUCACUUUCAAAAGAGGCACGCUUUCGUUACGAGUGACAUUAACAAAUAAAGAUGGUCUCUUGGACAUUACAUUCGGCGAUUUGCCGUCAGGUAUGGACCGUCUGUGGUUCAGGAUAAAGGCGGAUCCCGAAGAAUACGUGUAUGGGGCAGGUGAGCAGUUUUCAUAUUUCAAUAUGAAAGGACAGACUUUCCCGAUAUGGACACGAGAACAGGGUGUGGGUCGUAAUAAGUCAACAUACGCAACAUUUGAAGCUGAUAAUUCUGACGGCGGAGGCGGAGAUUAUCACACCACGUACUGGGCACAGCCUACAUUUGUGUCAUCGAAGAAGUACUUUCUACACUCUUCAGUUUCAAGUUAUGUAGGUUUUGACUUCAGACAUAAGGAUUUUCACGAAGUAUUUAUUAGUAGUUUGAAUCCUGGUCACGUGGCUAUUCGAACAGCAAAUUCAUUCAUUGAGUUGGUGUCUAUGUUGACGAACAUACUCGGAAGACAACCGGUGUUGCCAGACUGGAUACAUUCUGGGAUUAUUCUUGGGGUACAAGGUGGAACAGCAUCCAUGCUGGAAUACCUCAAGAUGGCAGAGGAUCAAGGAGUGCGCGUCAGUGGUUUAUGGAUCCAAGAUUGGGUCGGUCGCAUCACAACCAGCUUUGGUCGGCGCCUAUUUUGGAAUUGGGAG
This is a messenger RNA of Anneissia japonica, 1047 nucleotides long. Its product is annotated as sulfoquinovosidase-like. Gene Ontology annotation, biological process: carbohydrate metabolic process. The transcript has 4 exons. Lineage: Eukaryota; Metazoa; Echinodermata; Crinoidea; Comatulida; Comatulidae. The annotation marks the transcript as partial. The record is from RefSeq and is a predicted model, not a curated record. Gene Ontology annotation, molecular function: carbohydrate binding; catalytic activity.